GUGGCCACUACAUCAGCCUCGUGAUUAGUUAUUAACUGGAGUCGGAGGGGGAUGGGGUCAAAGUGCGGAACCCAAGCGCCUGGAAUCCAGCUGCUCGUUGUGUGAGAGACCACAGCUGCGCUUCCACUGCGGAGGGGCCGAAGGAGCAGCACCAGCAGGGAGGCUGCCAUGGCUGGAGAGGGGAAGCCCCGGAGAAUUGGGAUCAUCGGCUUCGGACACUUAGGCAGGUACCUGACCAGGAAGGUCCAGGUGGAAGGGCAGCUGCACGGCCUGCAACUGGCCUUCGUGUGGAACAGCAACCAGGAAAAGAUGGAAGGGAAGGUCCAAAAGGAGCUUCAGCUGGAAUCUCUCAGCGAGUUGGCACAGAGACGCGCGGACCUGGUUGUAGAAGUGGCCCAUCCUCAGAUAGCAAAGGAGUACGGGGAAGAGAUUCUCAAACACGCCGAUUUCAUGGUCGGAUCUCCCACCGCGUUUGCCGAGCAGGGAGUUGAUGCCAAGUGCCGAGAGGCAGCGAGGAGGCAUGGACACACCCUCUACGUACCCAGCGGAGCGCUCUGGGGGGCAGAGGACAUCCAGAAGAUGGCCGAUAGAGGAACCCUGAAGGCUCUGAAGGUCACGAUGAGCAAGCACCCAGACAGCUUCAAGCUGGAGGGCUACCUCCAGGAGCUGAAGGAGAGGCGGAGGGGGGAGCGGACGGUGCUGUACGAGGGCCCAGUCAGGAGCCUGUGUCCGCUGGCACCCAACAAUGUCAACACCAUGGCUGCCGCAGCCGUGGCCGCUCACAGCCUGGGCUUCGAUCGGGUGCAGUGCUGCCUAGUAGCUGAUCCCAGUUUAUUGGACUGGCAUGUGGUGGACAUUGAGGUGAGUGGUCCAGUUGACGAAGCUUCAGGCCACCAGUUCACAGUGAAGAGCACACGGAGGAACCCCUCCACCCCGGGGGCAGUGACAGGGGCAGCCACCUACGCCUCGUUCUGGAGCAGCGUGCUGAACUGCAAAGGUCACGGAGGGAAACUCUUUCUGUGCUGAUGAACCGUCCUGACAGCACAUUAUGGAAGACUGCGUCAGCAUUUAGAACUUAAGAGGAGAUAGAACAUUGCGGGAAAUGCAGCAUUUGUGACGCAAACAGUAAAGCACGA
Molecule: messenger RNA, 1136 nt
Organism: Pristis pectinata (smalltooth sawfish)
Lineage: Eukaryota; Metazoa; Chordata; Chondrichthyes; Rhinopristiformes; Pristidae
Gene: aspdh
Product: aspartate dehydrogenase domain containing
Exons: 8
Coding region: 169-1026 (285 amino acids)
Biological process (GO): NAD+ biosynthetic process
Molecular function (GO): L-aspartate dehydrogenase [NAD(P)+] activity; NADP binding
Source: RefSeq, a predicted model, not a curated record